Bombina bombina (fire-bellied toad) is the source of this 4837-nucleotide messenger RNA. RefSeq names its product RNA-binding protein 6. NCBI's taxonomy places the organism in Eukaryota, Metazoa, Chordata, Amphibia, Anura, Bombinatoridae. Bases 141 to 4577 code for a protein of 1478 amino acids. The transcript is spliced from 21 exons. Gene Ontology annotation, biological process: mRNA splicing, via spliceosome. The record is from RefSeq and is a predicted model, not a curated record. Gene Ontology annotation, cellular component: nucleus. Gene Ontology annotation, molecular function: RNA binding.
CAUUUCCGAUAGAGAACGGAAGUAUUCCAUUACUUGCUUCUUGAGGUACGGGAGAAGAUAAAGCGGAGGUGUUGGAGACGAGAGGUUAGUGAGUGACAUCUAUUACUAUCUGAAGGAUUCUCCCAGAGGCGGCUGGAGACAUGGAUGCACGCCCACCCUUUCCUGGUUUUCGAGGGCGUCCAGACAAAUCUUUUCAUUCCAUGCGGAUGAUGCACAACUUCCACCCGUCACAUAGAGGCCAGGGCAGUGGAAGUCCUUUUCCUUUCCAUGAUCCUGUCCUUGACCACUCUGGCCGUAGGGGUGGUCCUUGGGACUAUCGAUCCCCAGAAAGGCAUGCAGAGGAAGAAGAGAUGGCCUAUAGACACAGAGAGAUGUUAAACUCAGAUUAUGGGGCCAACAGAGAGAGAAGAGCAUCACAUUUGGAUGAGAGACCGCCAUGGCAUACAAAUUUAAACUAUGAUGAGGGGGAGUCAUCCCACUUGUACAGACCAAGGCUUCCUCAUUCAGUUGAUGAUUAUAGAGUGAGACAGGAUUUAUUAUACAGAGAGGAGUUGGCAGUAGAACACAGAGAAAGAAUGGCUGCUGAGAUGGAGCACAGAGAGAGAAUGGAAAUGGAGUUAGAAUUAGACUACAGAGAGAGAGAGGCUGCAGCUUUAGACUACAAAGAGAAGUUGGCUGUCAUGUUGGAGCAGAGAGAAAGAGAAGCAAUAUCUAUGGAGCUCAGAGAGCGGGAGGCGGCGGAGCUGGCCAUGAGAGAGCGGGAGGCGGCGGAGCUGGCCAUGAGAGAGCGGGAGGCGGCGGAGCUGGCCAUGAGAGAGCGGGAGGCGGCGGAGCUGGCCAUGAGAGAGCGGGAGGCGGGGGAGCUGGCCUUGAGAGAGCGGGAAAUAGCAUUUCGAGCUCGUGAGGCAAUGAUCCUAGAGAUUAGUGAGCAUGUGGCUGCAGUAAGAGUUAUGAAAGAGAGAGAAGCCGUAAUAAAAGAGCUACAAGAGAGAGAAUCCAUCUUACAAAGAGAGAGAGAAAUAGCAGAGUUAGAACAUAGAGAAAGAGGCUCUGCAGCACUCAGAGAUAGGGAGGAUUGGUUAUACAGUAGCACAUUACCUCCUUCACUGGACAAUAGUGGUUUACCUUUGCACUAUAGAAAACCUACAGAUUUGGACUUCAGGAAAAUUGAGGCAAAUGCUUUUAAUCACAGAGACCAUGAGACUCUUCAAAACAACUCGGAGAAUGUGCAAUUAGAGCUAAAUUACAGAGACAGAGUUAUUGGUGACAUGAAGAUGACGGGAGCACCAUAUAUGGACUACAGCAAGGUGGGAAAUAUACAUUUAGCAGCUUCAGGAGUUCAGUACAUGGAACCUUCAAAUGCUGGAGAAACUUACUUAAAACCUGAACAUCAAGGAGCAGAAAAUCUAAAGCUAGAUUUCAAGGAGCUGAAAACUGCAAUAGGAGAUUACAGAAAAAGAAAGUCUCUUGAAUUGAUGUCUACUGCAAAUAAGAAAGGGGCAAAAUCUAUGAAACUACUGGAUCAAGAGGUUAUAAAUGUGGAAAAUGCUGAGGGUGAGACUGCUAGGAUGGGCAACAAAAAUAUGACUUUAUUAGACCACCAAGGUAUAAAGAGCGCAGAUUCUGAUUACCGGAUGGGAAAGGGUGCUUACUCUGAUUACCAGCCAGGUAAGAGUGCAGACUCAGAUUAUCGAUCUGUGAAAAAUGCAGACUCUAUUCAAAAAAGUGGGGAUUCUGAUUACAGGGCAAAAGAGAGAGGUGAUUUAUGUAACACAAAUAAUGAAAAAAAUCUUAAAACGGAUUCUUCAGUGUCAGGUGACCUCAAUGCACAGCUCCCUGCUAUUGCUUUAAAAAUGAUAACCUCUCUUCUUGCAAACUACAAAAAAGGAGACACACAGACACAGAAGAAAGAGAACACUUUUCUGUCUUUAAAUGAAACUGGUACUUCAUCUGGUACUGAAAAAUCUCUCCCUCAAUCUGUAGUUAAUCCGAACAUCGGAGUUCCACAUUCAACAAAAAUUAAGGUUGAAUCUUCACACCAAGACCCAAAGGAUGGAUCAUUGUACAUAGGUGCCAAUUCAUCUAUAGGCCCUGGCUCUAUGGACAUGGACUUUCGUGGCAGAACAAAUAGACAACAUGAGAGCAAAGAGGUUUUUACUAAGGAUAAUAAAGGAUACUUGCCUGGGACAACACAGAAAGAGCAUUGCCCUGCUCCUGUUUUAGGUUCUGGAGACCAGGACAUGCGUAACAAAAAAACUUUGGCUCCGGCUUCAAGUGGCACAUUUGACCAAGACUUUAGAGUACAAAGCUAUGUACAGAAAAAAGAUGAAGAUCUCAGAAGUGGAAAUAAAGAUCUCCCAGGAUCAGGCACAUUCUUUAACGUUUUAGACCAUGAAGCAAAGCAGCAGACAAAAAAGCAAGCAGCCGAUAAAAUUAAGGCUGAAGUACCUAACCAGUUUUCCAAACAAGUCAAAGCUGAAGAUAAUUCCACUUUGAGGUCUCAGCCUACCCAUGUUGAGGUAGCCCAGCCAGAGGGAGAAAAAACACGGACAGGUAGCGGCUCUACCAACCUGGAAUUCUUAGGCAGGCAGGAUGCAGACUACAGAAAGAAAGAAUACAAAGAUGUUGAUCUGAGAAUUGGACAUGGACAAGAUAAGCGGUCAGCAGACCAGAAAUUCCACGAGGAAGGUGUACCAGGGAGUAAGGAUAAAGAUUAUAGACGGGCGUCCCUCCCUGCAGGGGCCACCAGGAUAUUAUGGAUGGAUGGACUCCCAGCUGGAGGAUCUAGAGAAGAAAUCAUAAGUACACUGAGUGCUGCAAAGAAGCUACCUGAAAAUGAUGUGAACCUGAUUGGAUACGUUCCAGGUUACAGCGCCGGCUCUGUCUGCGUGGAGUUUAACCUCGUGGAGGAUGCCGUCAGAUUCAUGGAUGCCAACAAGGGAUCAGUCAUCUUCAAAGGCAAGAAGGUUGCCCUGAAAUAUGUCCCCAGUUCGAACUGGUGGAACUGCCAGCAGUGCAAGGUUUUUAAUGUGCUGUCUCAAGAAAGAUGCUGGCAGUGCAGUGCUCUGAGGGCAGGAUCUGACCUUCUUGUGGGUAGAAAUAUUCAAAAGGAAUCAAGAAGCCCCCAUGGCAAGAAAAACAAAGACAAUCGUAGCACUGCCUCAACAUCCUCCAGGACAGAGAGCUCUUCUGAAAGUAGGAGGAGCCCACAAGACAAGGGUCAGACAAAUAAAGGGCAGCAACCUGGUGUCAAAGUCACAACUGUUAUCGUUAGAGGCAUACCAUAUACAACCUGUGCUGAAAGUGUGAUUAAAGUCCUGGGUCGUUAUGUGCAACUGACCCCAAGCCAAAUUCGCGUGCCCAAAAACCGAAAGAAUAAACCUAACAAAUCAGGGAUCACUUUCUGCUUUUUAGAGCUCAAAAGCCGCAAGGAGGCCAAGCGUCUUACAGCACUAGUGCAUAAGCUAAACUCACCACUCACUAUUGAUGGGAACCCAAUCACAUUGAAUCAAUCAGUUGCACCUAAAAGGACAGUUCCAAUGAAAACGGCGGAUCAAAGCACAAUCCAAGAACCCGAUAUAAACACCCCAAGUGUACAGCAGAAAGAUACGUUUGUGUCUGAAAGAGUUGAUUCUCACAGUGAUGAGAGAGACAGGAGGGGGAGCAAAAUCUCGAAGAGAGAGUACAGGAAAAGGCAUCACAGCCCAUCCCCACCUAGGAAGAGGAAAUCAGAUGAUCCGUAUUCAUCGAGGAAAAGCAGUGAGAAAGAUGAGAGUGCUGCUUCUUCAAGGAGAGGCUUCACUGAGGACAAGUGGAGGAAAGGAGAUGAUCAGUAUUCAUCGAGGAAAAGCAGUGAUAAAGAUGGAAGUGCUGCUUCUUCAAGGAGAGGCUUCACUGAGGAUAAGAGAAAAGCAGAUGAACAGUAUUCAUCGAGGAAAAGUAGUGGUAAAGAAGAUGAGAGUUCUGCUUCUUCGAGGAGAGGCUUCAGAGAGGACAAGGUAACACAAAAUGAUGAUCCAUUUAAAAAGCCAUUACCACCCCCUAUAAAGGCGAACACACCACCUCCAGAGGUAAACCCUCUGAUAAAGCUGCUUGGAGAGUAUGGAGAUGACAGUGAAGAGGAGGAGGAGGAAGAACAAAUAAUACUUCCAACAUUGAAGAAAAAAACACAACCAAACCCACCAGCUGUGCCACCACCUGUGGUGGCUAUUCCUAAACCGUCCUUUAUAGCACCAAACAUCAGCUUACAAGAAAAACUGACAGAUUGGAAAAAGAUGGCAUGCCUCCUGUGCCGGAGACAGUUCCCAACUGCGGAUUCCUUGAUGAAACACAGGCAAAUGUCAGAUCUUCACAAGAAAAACCUGGCAGCCAGACAGAAGAUCAAACUUACAGAAAAAGAGCAAAAGGAACAAGAGGAAAAUCAGUCCAUACAGAGAAGGUUGCAUCAGGCCAAAAAACUACUGGAAGAACUGGAGAGGGAGGAGAAGGGCAGCCAGCAGGUGCCAGAGACCAGUCCAUCCAGUAACAGUACAUAUGACGGGACAAAAUUAACAUCUGGCAUUGAUUACUUCAGGUAAUAAAGAAAACUGAAAUCACAACAUUUUUAUUAAACAUAAGCUUUGUUAGCCAAACAUUUUUCCUUCUUAAUAUGAGAGUCCACAGCUUCAUUCCUUAGUUGUGGGAAAUACAGAACCUGGACACCAGGAGGAGGCAGACAACCCAGCCAAAGGCUUAAAUACCUCCCCCACUUCCCUCAUCCCCCAGUCAUUCUUUGCCUUUCGUCACAGGAGGUUGGCAGAGAAGUGUCAGAAGAUACAGAGAGUUCAUUAUGGAGAGU